UAUUACCUUGUUAACAAGACUAUAUAUUUUGUUAGGUUGGGGUCAUUAGGAAGUUAUGUAAAGAAUGUGGUUUGGACUCCAAAGGAUCCCGCAAUGAUCUUCUAGGUAGGUUGUCAAAUGAAAUGAAAUCCAGACAAACGUAUGACAAAAUCUUUGACAAAAUCUGGGGGGCCUCUGGAGGCUGGGCAGUGAUCGUGUGCCCAUGUGGGAUUGUUUAGAGUAUCAAAUGCAAUCUGCGAGCUGAGAGCCCUCGAGACUUUGCAGACUUACUUUUAUCCUGGAAGCAUAUGCCAAAUGUCAUAAUUUAUGACUUUGCACGGGGUCUUGCAACGCACUUGAUUUUAAGGGCAUCAGAAAAAGUACCCAUCUCUCCUUUUGAAGGUCGCUUAGCAGAACCCACUCAAUCCAACAUAGAAUUGGCCAAAUGUGGACAGCUUAAAGUAUCACUACCUUGGCUGAACACUAAAAAGACAGUGCCAGACCUUAAUGGUCACCCAGUGACGGGUUCAUCGGAUCACUAUGUGCUUUAUGAUCGGUUUCAUGAAGCAAAUACAAAAGACAGCAAAGAUGUGUCGAGGAAGCUCACUCUAGUACCUCAGUUGGCUGGGAAAGUGAACAGCCAGGUUGCAGAGCAACUCUUCGCAAAGAUGAAAAAAAAAAACUACUUUUUGAACAUGUCUUUGCCAUCAACGCAUCUCUUUCAAAUGAGGAACAUAAUUCAUCACUAUAAUGAAAAGAAAAACAACAAAAGGCUGGAAGGAUUAAAGAAGACUUUUGGGGCCACAAUGGUGACAAAUGUGUAUGGACGAGCUGUGUUUGGUAAUCCAUGCUUCUCCCCUGAGGAUCCAAGUGGAACUGAAGUUGUGAUGGAGCACAGUACCCCGACUGUUACAAUGGUUACAACUGUUGGAAAUCGUAUGGUUUGUGACAUUAAACACUUGUCUGCCAGUAGAAGUUGUUGGGAUUUCCAGCCAAGUGAUAGGCAGACAUCAAUGCUUGACCAGGCUUUGAGUAAAAAUGACCCAGAUGAGAAAAUUGCUCAAGUUGGAAGAAUUACACUGCAGCGAAAAGAUUUCCGGACCUUGGGACUCAGUGCAGAGCUUGAGGCAACAGAUGACAUAGCAUCCAAGGAUUAUGUUCUGCUACCUGCUUGGAAGCCAUGA
This is a messenger RNA of Sinocyclocheilus rhinocerous, 1163 nucleotides long. RefSeq lists its product as uncharacterized. Bases 288 to 1163 code for a protein of 291 amino acids. The record is from RefSeq and is a predicted model, not a curated record. The transcript is spliced from 6 exons. Lineage: Eukaryota; Metazoa; Chordata; Actinopteri; Cypriniformes; Cyprinidae.